UACUAGGGCAUAAAAUAAAAAAACAAAUAUUCACUAUGUCGGACGCUUGGGAGGAAAUACAAGCUGUGAAAAGCAAAAGGAAAAGUUUCCGUGAAAAGUUGGAGAAACGAAAAAAGGAACGCCAAAGUAUCUUGAGCUCUAGUUUGGUCAGUGGCGAGAAAUCUGAUGCCUCUCCUAAUAAAGAUCGAUCACUUGGUAGCCCGGCUUCAAAAUCAGAAGCUUCAACUUUGCAAGAAAAGUCAAAACCAAUCGUUCCACCAGCAUCAUUGGAAGUGCGUCUAUUACAAGUUCUAUCAGAUAUGCAAUUGCAGUUACCUGCUACUGCCAGUGCUCUGCUACCAGGACUUGGAGAUGUGGACACGGAGAUUGUAGCAAACCUGUUACAGAAGUUUGCAACACAGAAGUUGAUCACUAUAAGAGAAAAAAUGGAAGUAACAACAGAUGCUGACGUUGAGGUAGUGAGUGCAGAGUCAGGGAGGCUUGCGGCCGUUCUUGCAGCUCUGAUGGAAGAAGAAACCACGACAACUAGCAACAAAAGAAAAGGUGAGAGUCCCAUUGAAGAUACAUCAAUUACAAAAGCUCCUAAGAUGUCCACCGAGGAAAAGAAGUCUGGCAAGAGCGACACAGAUAUUAUGUCCCUCCUAGCGAUGCCUUCAAGUAGAGAGAAAGCAGUGAAGAGAGUAGGUGAAGAAAUAAUGGAUUUAUUGAGCAAGCCCACAGCUAAAGAGAGGUCCUUAGCUGACAAAUUCAAAAGCCAAGGAGGUGCUCAAGUAAUGGAGUUCUGUCCGCACGGCACCAGAGCGGAGUGUGGUAGAGCUAUCAGCCCUAACAGUACACAAGACGGUACCACUAACACUUGCAAAAAGUUACAUUUCAAAAAGAUCAUACAGGGUCACACCGACGAAACCUUGGGUGACUGUUCAUUCCUGAACACGUGCUUUCAUAUGGACAGCUGCAAGUACGUUCAUUACGAAGUGGAUAACACCGAUCCAAAUGCGAACACUAAGACAGUGGAGGCGCUGACUAAGUCCGUGCAAAAUGGUACAAGUUCUAUAUCGAAGUGCUUGAAUACAGACGGUGUUUUGACUCUGACGCCUCCGCAGUGGAUACAGUGCGACCUUAGAUAUUUGGACAUGACGUUCUUAGGUAAAUUCGCCGUAAUAAUGGCUGACCCGCCUUGGGAUAUUCAUAUGGAGCUGCCCUACGGCACCAUGUCGGACGACGAGAUGCGGUGCCUCGGGAUACCGCAGCUGCAGGACAGCGGACUUAUAUUCUUGUGGGUCACGGGCAGAGCGAUGGAGUUGGGUCGCGAAUGCCUCAAGCUGUGGGGCUACGAGCGCGUCGACGAGCUGAUAUGGGUGAAGACGAAUCAACUGCAACGCAUCAUCAGAACCGGCCGGACCGGGCACUGGCUGAAUCACGGGAAAGAACAUUGUCUUGUUGGCAUGAAAGGUAGCCCUGAGAAUUUGAAUCGGGGUCUGGACUGUGACGUCAUCGUAGCCGAAGUUAGGGCGACUUCACACAAACCCGACGAGAUAUACGGCAUUAUCGAGAGGCUCAGUCCGGGUACAAGGAAGAUCGAAUUAUUCGGUCGCCCACACAACGUUCAACCGAAUUGGAUAACUCUGGGGAACCAGGUGGACGGCGUGAACCUUGUGGAUCCGGACCUGAUAGUCGCCUUCAAGAAACGUUAUCCGGACGGCAACUGCAUGGCGCCGCCGCCGCCAGACCCGGGACUCACUUAGCAUCACUCCGUUCUUAUUUUAUUGCUAAAAAACUUUAACUCGAUCAAGGUCAUAUGUGGCUCGCUAAGUACACUAAUGGAAAAUAUCCCAAGCACCGGUCAUCAUUCUAAACUAACCCUACAGAUACAGCCCACUGAGUUUCUCGCCGGAUCUUCUCAGUGGGGCGCGUUUCUG
Molecule: messenger RNA, 1919 nt
Organism: Bombyx mandarina (wild silkworm)
Lineage: Eukaryota; Metazoa; Arthropoda; Insecta; Lepidoptera; Bombycidae
Gene: Mettl3
Product: methyltransferase like 3
Biological process (GO): RNA methylation; mRNA modification
Cellular component (GO): nucleus; RNA N6-methyladenosine methyltransferase complex
Molecular function (GO): mRNA m(6)A methyltransferase activity
Source: RefSeq, a predicted model, not a curated record